AUGAUUCUUCCUACUACCAAUGAAGAUGAUACUAAAUCAUCUUCGAAUGAUAAUAAUAACACUAAUGAUGAUGAUGAUUCCCGUAAUGGGAUAAAAUCCGAAGAGAAUUCGGUACGGACUGCUAAACAUUCAGAACCAUUUCCAACCCAGAAGCAUCCUAAAUAUAACUUCGAUGUUGUUGUUUCAGAUGCCACUGCCAGGAAUUUGAAACAGUUACUACUUUCGCAUAUGUAUAACUAUCUGUUAACUCAUAAACAUUUGGAGACUGCAAAACAAUUUUUAAAAGAAGCAGAUGUUCCUUUAUUAACUGGAAACGCUGAGAUCAAUGACGAAAGCAAUUCAUUCAGAGGUAACGCAGGUGUUGAUGGUGAGCCGGCAUUGAAUCCAAAUAUCAAACUGGAGGAUGACCAGAUUUACAGGCAAAAAGUAGAAAAUCAAACUCCUAUGACUUCAAAAAAGCGUCUUUCAUCAUAUUCACAAAAUGAUCUAAAUCCACGAGAAUUAUUAGCUGCUAAAAUGUUAAUGGACUCUAAAAAUUCUUUCUUAUUAGAAUGGUGGGAACAGUUCAGCACUGUUUAUAAUUUUAUUGAUGGGCAAGAUAUCGAGUCCAUAAAAAAAGCAGAAACCUUAAAACAAGAUAAAAUUACUUCACUCCUACCACAAGCUCAAAUAAAUACAUUAAGUUCGAGUAAUUUUGGUUCCAUGCCAUAUAUGGGAAUGCAGCAAAAACAAUCACAACUGCAGCAACAACAACAAAUACAACAACUUCAGCAGCAGCAGCAACAAAACUUCCAAAAUGGGUUCGUCAAUAAUAUAGAUAAAAAUAAUGUAAAUAUGGAAAAACAAUCAACUCAAACUCAAAGGAUGAACCAACAGAAAUUACAAUAUCAGUGGCAACUUCAACAACAAUUACAGAUGAAAUUACAAAGACAAAUGCGAAACCAGCCAAUGCCAGUAACGAACCAAAAUAUGAGUAAGAAAAAUAGUGGUGUUACAGAUAUAAACGUUAAUAAUAACAGUAGUGAUACUAAUGAUAAUAAUGAAUAUGCAAAUCAUGGUAAUGGUACUGGCAAUCUGAAGGAUCCUGCAUUCAUACAUAAUUCAAUACCACUACAAAACUAUUCCCCGAAUUCUAACACGAACAUCUACUCUCAACAACAGCAACCCUUGGUGGAUAACAACUUCGGAAUAGAUCGUGCAAACAGAAGGUCAUCUCGAGCCAUUUCUAAUGAAUUGAACAAUAUGAUCAAUUUUGAAAAGCAAUUAAAAUUACAGAGACAAAUGCUUGAAAGUAAUAAGAGUGCAAAUAAUGAUGGUGACAAUUAUAAUGAAAAUAGUAAUGCAGACUCUACUAAGAGUAGCAAAAAUGAAAAGAGUAUCGGUGAUGUGGAUAGUAGUCAAGUAAUGGAUUGGAGUAAAUCUCAAAAGGAAAGAGUGAAAGUAAUGAAAGAACAACAACAAAACCUCAUUCAACAACAUGUAACUCAACAGCAGCGUGGUAAAAACUCGAAUUUGGAAGACAAAUCUGAAAAAAAUAAAGCUGUGAAAGAUAAUGUUAAUAUUAACGAUAAUGAUAACAUUAACCCAAUACAAAAUAAUAGUGACGUUGAUAUGAGAAACCAGUACAUGAUGAUGGUGCAAAUGAUGAUGAUGUCGAAAGGUGACCAACAACUUCAUCAGGGUAAACAACAAAUUCCACAACAGAUGCAGAACUCAAUGAUCCCACAACAACUGCAACAUUUUCAACUACAACAGCUACAGAUGCAAAUGCAAAUGAAACAAUUUUCUAAAGAUCAAAUGAAGAAUUCAAGUACAAAUACUAACAACAAUAAUAAUAAUAAUAAUAACAAUAAUAAUAAUAAUAAUAAUAAUAAUAAUAAUAAUAAUAAUAAUAAUAAUAAUAAUAAUAAUAAUAAUAAUAAUAAUAAUAAUAAUAGCAAUAAUACUAUAAUGAGUAUUUCACCAAAAAUGACUUCAACAGACAAUAGCAUAGAUGCAACUGUGAACACUGUAGUUUCUAUGGGAAGCAGUAGACAACCAAAGUCCAAAAAUACACAGUCUAACAAGAAACCCGUUGCAGAACCCAAGAAGCGCAAAAAGAAGACUGAAAUAUCGAGAAGUUCCACCCCUAUUGGCACAACUAAAUUUAUUAGUGAAAAUAAUAGUAUUGCUAAUGUCGAGAGCAUCAAUCGUAACCAAGAUUCGGGUGCUCUUAAACAGGUUCAAUCCAGUGGUUUCCCGAUUAUGAAAUUCAAUAAUAAUCCUAACGUCAUCUCUCCGAAUCCAGAGAAAAUCUAUCCUUCUUAUUCAAAAGAUUCUUCAAGAAGAAAAUCACCCACUUCAAAUAAUUUUAGUAGUUCUCAAACGCAAACUGGAGAGACUUCGAAUCAAAGGAAGAAGAAACGUAGAAAAACCAAAGGCUCUACUCCAACUAUUGCAAACUCGGUUUCAGGUCAACCACCUUUUCCAAACAGUAUUGAUGGUUUAGCAGAGACUGAUGAUGCUUCUUUGUUAAAUAAAGAUUUAACCUCAGAAUUCAAUAAUCUGCCCAAUACCGUUUUCAAUGAAAACUCAAUGGAUAUGACAUUUGGCUUCGAUGUGAAUCCUAAUAGUAAUGACAUUGGCAAUAAUGAUUUAGCAUUAAAUAUCGAUCUAAUGAAUUUUUCAAAUAAUCCAAUGGGAAUGGAUGACUUUCAAUUAUUCGACAAGGAUAACCUUCCAAACAAUCUAAUGGAUAAUUAA
Tetrapisispora phaffii CBS 4417 is the source of this 2742-nucleotide messenger RNA. It is a transcript of the gene MSS11, whose product is annotated as Mss11p. Lineage: Eukaryota; Fungi; Ascomycota; Saccharomycetes; Saccharomycetales; Saccharomycetaceae. The record is from RefSeq and is a predicted model, not a curated record. The transcript has a single exon. Gene Ontology annotation, molecular function: protein binding. The coding region runs from base 1 to 2742 and encodes 913 amino acids.